CUCCUUUUGGGCUCUUUUCUCCGUGUUCUCCUGCUGGCUGGGCCCCUGAGAGCGUUCCAGACAUCGCCUCUUCGCCGUUUUUUUAUCGGUCCAUCGCCCCUCCGAGUCAGCAUGAGUACAGCGGCGAAGACCACCUGGCAGAAUGAAAUAAGCCAGUCAGCGACGCGAUGCACCGGAGGCUGCUGCAAAUGCCCUGCUGUGAUGAAUCUCUGUGUUUGUUUCUUUGUUUCUUUGUUUCUUUGUUUCUUUGUUUCUUUGUUUCUUUGUUUGUCUGUGCAGGAAGGGGGAGUUUGUCCGCUCUGACGCAGGUGGGGUGCGCGUCGAGGGGCGGGCGGGCCACAGUCACCGAGUGCAGCAGAAUACACUCCACUCACUGUGAUUGAUGUGCUGUGUAAUAUUGUGUGUGCAGGAUGGCGGAAUUGGUCAGUCAGCGAUACUGAUUAAUAGGAAUGAACGAGUGAGUGUGUGCUGUGGGAUGGGAUGGCAUCCUAUGCAUUGCAACAGGAUCAAGAAGGACGGCUCUACGCCGUUCCAGCCCGAGGCUGGCCGCUACCACCUCUACGUGUCGUACGCAUGCCCGUGGGCCAACAGAUGCCUGGCCAUGCGCUCACUCAAGGGCCUCGAAGACGUCAUCGGCGUGUCGGUCGUCCACCCCACCAUGCAGAGAACACGACCAGGUCAGAGGCAUCUGCUCUGCUUGUGUCACCUCACCCUUGUUGUCAUGUCAUGAUGAUGCGAUGCGAUGCCGUCGUCAGAUUUGGACGAGCAUGUGGGAUGGGCCUUCGCCAAGCCCAAGGACCCCCCCUUCACGAGUGCCUGGGGCGUGGGGUCAUUCGAGUGCGACGCUGCGCUGGUGCCCGAUGACGUCAACGGUGCCAAGUUCAUCCGAGACCUCUAUGAGAAGGCAAAGGACUCGGUCGGUAAGUACUCGGUGCCUGUCCUGUGGGACAAGAAGCUCAACACCAUCUGCAGCAAUGGUGAGGGGGCUGGGAGGGUGGGAGGCGGAGAGAGGGGAGGGUAGGGUGCAAUGUGGUUGGUGGUCGGUGCUUGUGCUAUGUGUGUGGCGGUUGCAGAGUCGUCAGAGAUUAUCCGGAUGUUCAACUCGGUCAGCCGUGAUCACAUGCGGUGCAGAUGUCGUGUGGUGGGCAGAUGUCUGCGCAUGUGCCGUUGCUGUGGCUGCCUUUUGCUUUCACAGGAGUUCAAUGACGUCGCCAAACAUCCCCAGCUGGACCUCUACCCAGAGGCGCUCAGCAAACAAAUCGACGAGGUGGGGGCGGCGGAGAACACUCUCACACCGUCUGCUUUGAAAGUGCAGCAACCCUUUUUGUCUGCCUGCCUUCAGGUCAACGAGUGGACGUAUCCUUCCAUCAACAACGGUGUGUAUCGGUGCGGCUUCGCCAAGUCGCAGGAGGCACACGAAAAGGCAUCAUACGAGCUGUUCGAGGCACUUGAUCGUGUCGAGGUGUGCGUGAGUGAACUGCCAUCGUGUUCCGUAAGACGUAACUGUUGUCAUUUGCUUCGCUCAGUCGAUUUUGUCCAAGCAGCGCUACCUGACCGGCCCGCGGUUCACGGAGGCGGACCUUCGCCUCUUCAUGACACUCGUCCGUUUCGAUGAGGUCAGUGGGACGAUAGACAGUCCGACAAACACUGUCCCUGUGUGGUGUGGUGUGGUGUGGUGUGGUGUGUGGUUCCUCGUCAGGUGUAUGUGGUUCACUUCAAGUGCAACCAGAAGCGCAUCGCUGACCUGCCCAACACCCACGGGUACGUCAAGGAGAUCUGCCAGAUGCCGGCCAUCCAGAAGGUCAUCAACAUGGACCACAUCAAGGUGCACUACUACUCAUCCCACCAGUCCAUCAACCCCUACGCACUCGUGCCAGUCGGUACGCCAGGCACAACCAACACACACACACACUCACACACCCACACACACACACACACACACAGAGAGAGAGAGAGAGAGAGCAAAGCGCCCAUCUCUUAUGUGUGUUGAGUGGCUGUGCAGGCCCCGGUGUGGUGAAGGAGCUCCUGACGCCCCAUGACCGUCAUCGGUUCCCCAAGGAAUGAGUGAACAAACGGACCAUGGCUCAGCUACUAGGUGUAGGUAGACAGGCACAUCUCUCGACCGCCUCGAGAGAAGAGAAGGGAAGGGGAGGGGGAUCUACUCGAGUGUUUUCUGCUUCUUGGGAGAGCGACGACAGCGCUGGCUUCACACGCGAGUACUUCCAUUGCAUUGCAUGCACGGCUUUCUUAGUUGGGUGAUGGGCGUAGAAGGCAGCAGAGAGCAUUAGUCGGGUGGAAUGUCAAGCUGCCUGCGUUGGGUGUGAACACUGAUCUGGAGGACGGGCAAUGACAGUUCAAG
Molecule: messenger RNA, 2359 nt
Organism: Vitrella brassicaformis
Lineage: Eukaryota; Vitrellaceae
Source: the annotation of a GenBank genome assembly